CAUCUCUAAAAGGAAUUAUUUUUUUACACAUUACCUGUCGUACAAUUACUGGGGCGAUAAAAUGCUACCGCUCUUUGGGACCAUGCCGAAUGGCGUUAGUUUGCCAAAUCACCCGAAUUUCCUCAACCAACUGGCGGCUGCCAUUUCCACGGCGGCGUCGACUACCUCGGUCGUGGGAAAUCCCUCAUCGCCGCCAAAACAAAACCAGAAUAAGAUGGCAAAAACCCAACAGCCGCCGCAGGGCAGUGCCCCUAUGGAUCUAGAAAAUGAGAACGAACACUCGACGGAUGUGAGCUCCACAACAGUACACAAGGAACCUAAAUUACAGGCCCCAUCCUCCUCAAUUUCCCUGCCGGAUUCGGCGCAGUUAUAUCUGAAUGGCUUGAUGCACACGCCACCGGGGUAUCUGUAUUUUCCAGCUGCCCAGGCGGCUGGCGCUUCUGCACCUGGAAGUACGCCAACUGUUGGAGGGACAUCCGCUCCAGCGACUCCUGCAGGCAACACCGCCAACGCUCAGAUGCUCAUGGAUCCCACGGCGAUGAUGGCAGCAGCCAUGCAGCAAAUGCAACAGAUGCACUACGCAGCGGCUGCAGCAGCAGGGAUGACCACGGAAGCGGGCACAGGACUAGAAGCUGCCCUCACUGCGGAUGGUGUGGCACCUGCUGGCCUAAAGGAAGUGAUCAAGACCAAAAAUUGCAUCCUGUUCCCGCCCAAUCCGAAUGCCCCACCACCUACGAUUAGGGAGCGGCCGCCCGGCUGCCGGACUGUGUUCGUCGGUGGACUGCCGGAAAACAUAACCGAGGAGGUGAUCCGGGAGAUCUUCGAGUCGUGCGGCGAGAUCACCACGUUGCGCAUGUCCAAGAAGAACUUCUGCCACAUACGCUAUCGCCAGGAGGGGGCCAUAGAUAGAGCCAUCUACCUAUCGGGCUAUAGAUUGCGUAUCUCGGCGCUCAAUGAACCUCCCAACUUUGGGCGCCUGCAUGUGGACUAUGCACAGGCACGGGAUGAUCAGUACGAUUACGAAUGCAGGCAGAGACAACAUCAGAGAGAGCAGCGGCAUCGGGAGCGCAUGUCAAUGGACAGGAUGCGGUCGCAGUCGCCGCCGCCAAUACCACACUAUACGGAUCACGAGGCCACGGCCGUGGCAGAGCAUCUGCGCACCAACGAAACGUUUGUGAAGGCAAUCCAGACGAUAACCGCCUGGCUGGAGCGGGGAGACUGCACCAAGAGAAAUGCCAAUGUCUUUUACUCGAUGAUCCAGAGCACACAUGCGCAUGUACGAAGGCUUCACGCCGACAAACUGCAACUGGAGGAAGAUCUAAAGAAGGCCAGGGAUAGCUAUCGCAACCAAAUGGGCACCAUGUCCACGCAAUUCACUCAGAUUGAAAAAGUGUUCAAUGCCGCUAGUCACAAGAAGGUUUGGGACCAUUUCACCAAAGCCCAAAGAAAAAACAUCGAUCAAUGGAAGAAGUUAGCAACGGAACUUCGAACUGUCCAGAUCACCGACGAUGAUGAAAUGGAAAUCUCUGACGACGAGCGUGACUACGAAAGGCGUGGACCAGGCGCCAAGCGUAUUCGUUACGACAGUGAGGGGUUAAAGGACGAGAACGAUUCUUUGCGCUGUCAACUGGAGGCCAUUCGUCAUGAGAUGACUUUGGAGCGCAGCGACUACGUCCAGCGUGAGAAGCAAAUCAAAGUGCUGCAAGAAACUAUUCGCAACAUGCAAACUCAGCUGCUGCAGACAAAGAUGCGCGAACAGAAGGACACUAAGAUCAUAGAGCAGCUCGAGCGGAAUCUUAAAGAUGCCGGCGUUAAGCAACUGCUGCUCAAGACCAAAAUUAAAGAAACAGUGGAUAAAUUAAAGGACAAAGAAGCGAAUGGAACCGGCAACUCAAAUGCUUCCAGCGCCUCAAAUCUCGAUUACAGCAGUGGAGAUUCGCGCAGUCCGGAGGCGACCGAUACUAUCCGGCAACAACCGCAGCCGGAACCGGAAAUUAUUGAUAUCGAUAAAGUGGACGAUGAUGUGCGCAUCAUAGAGCACCAAAGCGGUGUGGUAGAAAUUCACGAGAUCGAGGACGAUGAUAAGCAGGAGCCUACAGAAAAUACUGCGGAAAGCAAUAAAAAGGAGUCAAUUAUAGAAGAUAGUUCAAAGUCAAAUAUUGAAGAGACUUUAAAUAAAGCCAGCGAAGAGAAUACUCAUACCACGCCAAGGGAAGAGGCCACCUUUAAGUCCCUGGCUCUUUCGGAGGCCAAGAUAAUUGCUUUAACCUCCGCUUACCUGGUGCUGCAUCCCCAUGGCGUGGACAUCGCCAACAUAGCCAGCUACUUAAGCGGAAUUCUGUGCAACAACUCCGUAACCAGUAACCAUGAUGAUCUUGCCAAUAUACUCGGAAAGUACACAAAUCUCUUCAAGUCAGAUCAGGUCAAGUGGAGCUUCUGUGGCUUCAACGAACCUGCAGAAUCUCAGCCGGAGUCGCAGUGAGGAGAAGAAUGUGGAGUGAAGACUCGAAUAAGAUGACAAUUGAAUGCUUUAAUUAUGUUACAACUAUAUCAUAAUGCGUAGAGAGUAAGCGGAGAGAAAAGUGACAUGUUAACCAAAGGAAAGACGCCAGUUUUUCGAUGCAAUCACAACUUAAUGAGACCAGUUCCAGUUUUAAGGGCAAGUACUCUUAGUUAACUCUAUCGGAAGAAAGACACCACAAACUAACUACCGUUUCAAUUAUUUAACAACUCAACCUACAAAAUAUAUAUACACCUAAGCUAAUUGAAUUCAAUAUAUACAAAAGAUAUAUACAUCAAUAUUUUAAAUAAGCUGAGAGGCCGAGAGCCUUGCUAAUAAGACGCAAGUGUUGCUUAUAUAUGGAAGCGAAAGAAUGGAACCAAAUAAAUUUUAUGCUAAACAA
Messenger RNA from Drosophila ficusphila, 2903 nucleotides. Its product is annotated as ecto-NOX disulfide-thiol exchanger 2. Gene Ontology annotation, molecular function: RNA binding; protein-disulfide reductase activity. The transcript is spliced from 7 exons. Gene Ontology annotation, biological process: ultradian rhythm. Lineage: Eukaryota; Metazoa; Arthropoda; Insecta; Diptera; Drosophilidae. The record is from RefSeq and is a predicted model, not a curated record. Gene Ontology annotation, cellular component: plasma membrane; external side of plasma membrane. Bases 62 to 2482 code for a protein of 806 amino acids.